Molecule: messenger RNA, 673 nt
Organism: Adineta steineri
Lineage: Eukaryota; Metazoa; Rotifera; Eurotatoria; Adinetida; Adinetidae
Source: the annotation of a GenBank genome assembly
UUUAGGUGCUAGUGUUGGUGCAUUUGUUGCUUCAACAAAUGUAACAUGUACUCGUUUUUAUUCACGAGUUAUUUAUAAUCGUACAGCUCAAGAAUUAAUGGAUGGUUUACAACAAUGCAUGAGAGAUUCACUUAAAGAAUAUCAUCGAGUAAAUAAUGCAUUACCCGAAAAAAUUGUACUUUAUCGAGAUGGUGUUUCGGAUGGUCAAUUAGCUAUUGUAGCUGAACAUGAAUUACCACAAAUUAUUGAUACAUUUCCAAAAAUUAUGCCUGGAUAUCAACCAAAACUCGCAGUAAUUAUUGUUAAAAAGAAAGGUAAUGCUCGAUUUUUUGCUAAAAUGGGUAGUACAUCAAUGGUUAAUCCACCACCGGGUACAAUUAUUGAUCAUACUGUUACUAAUGCUGAAUGGUAUGACUUUUAUUUAAUUUCUCAAUGUGCUCGACAAGGAACAGUAGCACCAACACAUUAUAAUGUCAUAUGGGAUCGGACAAAUUUUAAAGUCGAUCAUAUGCAACGUCUUACUUUCAAACUUACUCAUUUAUAUUAUAAUUGGCCAGGAACAAUUCGUGUACCAGCUGUUUGUCAAUAUGCUCAUAAAUUAGCUUUUCUCGUUGGUCAAAGUUUACAUCAGGAUUUCAAUCCAGAACUUGCUGAUCGUCUUUUCUAUCUUUAA